AUGCCCUCCAAGACAACCCAGCAUCACUGUGUCCAAUGCAAAGGUGCAGCUAGACGGGCUGAGAAGCUCCAGCGUCUGGAGAAGGAACAAGCCAGAAGAGCCAGCCAGGAGUCGACCAAUGAUGGCGUUGGUCAGCUCAAGCUCAAAUCCAAGCGGAGCAAGAAAAAGGAUAGAAAGAAAGAGAAACGAUCGAGAGCCUAG
Messenger RNA from Thermochaetoides thermophila DSM 1495, 201 nucleotides. RefSeq lists its product as uncharacterized. Bases 1 to 201 code for a protein of 66 amino acids. NCBI's taxonomy places the organism in Eukaryota, Fungi, Ascomycota, Sordariomycetes, Sordariales, Chaetomiaceae. The transcript is spliced from 2 exons. The record is from RefSeq and is a predicted model, not a curated record.